Messenger RNA from Jatropha curcas, 2591 nucleotides. RefSeq names its product Regulator of Vps4 activity in the MVB pathway protein. The record is from RefSeq and is a predicted model, not a curated record. Gene Ontology annotation, biological process: protein transport. NCBI's taxonomy places the organism in Eukaryota, Viridiplantae, Streptophyta, Magnoliopsida, Malpighiales, Euphorbiaceae.
ACUUAAGUCAGCUGGAAAAAAAAAAAAAAAAGAAAUUGUCCAAAAAGCGCAGACGAUAGUCUUUUUUUUUUCUCCUACUUGAUGCCCUUAAAAAGCUCUGUUUUUACUCUCUCUCUCUGGCUCAAUCAGAGUUUGUUAAUGGAGGCUUUGGCAUUUUAUUAGCUCGCUUUCAAGUCUACAUUUUCGAGUUUCGUAUUUUGCUUUUUGAACCGAAUCGUUAUUUGAGUCGGAGAAAGAAAGAAGAAAUUUGAAGAUGCUGGAGGGAAUUCUAGGUCGAGGUUUUGCCUCCAAAUGUAAAUCACUGAUUAAAAUGACAAAGAGUCGGAUCGACGUCAUACGGAGAAAGAGGAAUGCUACUUUGAAGUUUUUGAAGAAAGACAUGGCUGAUCUGCUCGCUAAUGGUCUGGAUAUUAACGCUUAUGGCAGGACUGAAGGACUUCUAGCUGAACUGACGCUAUCUUCUUGCUACGACUUUGUUGAGAAGUCAUGCGAUUUUGUGUUGAAGCAUCUUUCAGUCAUGCAAAAGAUGAGGCACUGUCCUGAGGACUGUAGGGAGGCUGUGGCAUCCCUGAUGUUUGCAGCUGCAAGAUUUUCUGAUUUGCCAGAGUUGCGAGAUCUCAGGGAGACAUUUUAUGAGAGAUAUAUGAACUCCCUGGAACUGUUUGUGAAUCAAGAGUUCAUUGAGAAAUUAUCUUCAAAGCCGUCUACAACAGAGAAGAAAGUUCAGCUAAUGCGUGAUAUAGCAUCAGAAUUCUGUAUAAAGUGGGACUCUAGGGCUUGUGAACAAAGGGUGUCUACACCCUCUGCAUCUGCACAGGAGCAACCUAAAACUUAUGGCUCUCCACACAUAAAUGAUGAUAAGUACAAGUCAAUGAAUGGCAAGGCCACUGAACAAAGAGUUAAAUAUGAUGUUUCACCCGAAGGAAGGGUUGAGCAUUAUAAUAAUGAUUACAUAUUUCAGAGUGAAAAGAAGGGUAAUGUCUCAAACAGGAAUGACCUCAAUCCUCAAUCCAGAUAUGAAGUCCCUGUCAAUGGAUACAAGCUGGUCAAUGUCAGGGAAGAACCUAUGCUGAAAAGGGACACCCAUGAUUGUUCGUUCCAAGGAAGGCAAGAAGUUGCUAUGGAGAAGUAUGAACCAUGGAAAGAGGAUACUCCCCUGAAAACAGUUAGAUUAGGCAGUUCAUCUCAGAGGAAAAAAAUGGAAAAUUUUGAUGCUAGAUCCAAACUGCAUGAUGGUAGAGAGAAUGCUGUACCUAAAAGAGACAACGAGGACAUUUUAACUCAAGGAAAGCCAGAUAUUCUUCCAAGUUAUGCAGGUUCAUGGUCAAACGGCGAUGGUAGAGGCAGAGUGGCUGAUAGUGUUGGCCAAUGCAAUGCUGCAAAUUCAGCGGAAGAUGCUCAGGAUGAAGCACAUAAGUUGAAGCCUUGCUCUAAUAAUGUUAUUCCUCCUCCUUACACUAAACCUAAUGCUAAAUUGAAGGAUGGAAAACCUGGAGGCAGUUUAGGAUCUUCCGCUGCUGGUUCUGAUGGCAAUAUCGUCCCCAAGGAACCUUCAAGGGACAAGAGAGCCAAUGCUGCCGACAGGUCAGAGAAAAUCCUACAAGAAUCAUAUUAUCCUGACCAUGAGAGGGAGGGUUUUGGAUCAACUAGCGCAAAUAGAAAUGGGCACAAGAAUGAUAGUAAGCAUCAAGAUGAUGGUAUUAGUAACACGAUUCCAAAACCAAGAUCCUCAAGAAGGCGGCACUCAAAAGCACACAUUAGCCAUGAUGAUGUUGGCAAUUUAGAAGAUGCAGGAGUUGUGAAGAGGAGAUCAAGGAGCAGGAGAAGAGAUGACUCAAGACGGGGACUGCAAGUCUUGUUUGAUGAUGAGCACUAUAGGAAUGAUGAAGAGGAAAGAAUAAUAGACAAAUUGUUGAUACAUUACAGCCAGAAACCCUCAACCUAUGAACCUGGAAAGGUCAGAAGAAAGUCAAGAAGUCGUCAUUCACAUCGCCAAGACUUUGAGGAUAAAUCCCCACAGCAUAUCAGUGCUGGUGAAAUUGCAGAAGUGGUUCCACCAACCCGAUCAAUUUCCCUCCGCGAACAAACAGCUCCUUCAGAGGCAAAAGUGUUUGCUCGUGCUGCUUCUUUUCAGCCAGAUAGGUCAAGCCCAGCCAAGCAUGUGCAUCCCAAGUUGCCUGAUUAUGAUGAUUUGGCUGCUCGAUUUGCCGCCCUGAGGGGGAGGUGAAUUAUUUAGCAGUCAGAAUCAGCAUCUUUGAUUGAAUCCAGUGGAUCUUCUUACAUUUGUUUCCCUAAUUGGCUCCCAUACUGUGUUUGGGUGAAGAAAUAUGGGUCAUGCUCCUAUCACCAAUGGCUGAAAUACUUACAGUAGAAUGUAAUUGGAACAUGGCCUGCGUGUUAGAUAGUCGUUGGUAUUACACAUUUAUACAAUCAAUGGACCCUGGCAUUUAUGGUUCGUACUUCUAAUAUCAAUUCAAUUUCCAGACCUCUAGGCUGUAAAAAUUGUAACGUGCAUGUAACUUCGAAGGAUAAAAACACUGCAUCUCUAUUAAUUAAUAUAUGAUUACAAAUUUAGAUGAAGAUUACCCGUA